Messenger RNA from Recurvomyces mirabilis, 1155 nucleotides. RefSeq lists its product as uncharacterized. The transcript has 3 exons. The record is from RefSeq and is a predicted model, not a curated record. Bases 1 to 1155 code for a protein of 384 amino acids. Lineage: Eukaryota; Fungi; Ascomycota; Dothideomycetes; Mycosphaerellales; Teratosphaeriaceae.
AUGGCCAACAAAGUAGCGAAGGAUCCGGUCUUUAUCCACUCCGGCGCAGCUGAGCUGUUUGCGACGAUGGCAAGUGGACGCGCGAGCCGAGUAAAUGAGUCCAACACCGAGAUCUACUUGAUUGGGACCAACGAGAAUUACAACUUCUCCUUCGAGGAAAACAGCGUUUCGGGUUUCUUCGACAACGUCUUGUUCAAGGAAUGUGUUUUCGAAGGGAAAGGCCUACAGCUUCGCAAUUGCACCUUCGUCAACGUCAAGUUCAAGGACUGCACAUUCGACGGCGUGUGGUUCACCGAUCUGUACCUUGAAGACGUCAUCAUCGUGGGAGAUUCCCGUCAGUGCUUCGUGAUCGACGAGGGCAACCUGUACACGAUCUUCCCAAACCGCUUCCGCCAGAGCAAGAUAGGGCAGAACGGGCGGCCGGAUGAAGUCAUGGAUCUCGCUUGGCUGGCUGGUCAGGUCUCGAUCCUUGACGGUAGUCAGGUUGACUCGGAUGAGAGGCUUGCUCGGCAGCUUGCCGAGGAGGAUGAGAAGCCUGCGUAUAAGCUUGCGAUGGACAGAAAGCAAGAAGAGGCGGGAAUUGAUGACGAGGCACAUUCGUCCAAGAAGAUCUCUGAUGCUGACCGUGCCUGGCUGGCGGGAGGGAAGCCAACCAGUGCUGAAGCCAUGUUGACGAGAACCGAGAGGCGGAUGGGGAAGGGUUCUAGAGUCUUCAAGGCCCGCGCAUCCGCCAAGACUCCCAGCGGUGUGACUACGAAGCCAUCGACUUCGGCAACCCUUCCAGACCUGACCGCUCCUUCCAAGCUCGAUAGCUUGCUGGUCCUCGAUCACAGAUACCCUGCCAUGCUGCCAAGCAUGACGGAUGCUGCGUCAGUGCCCCGCCCACUUGCUAUCGAGGAGGCUGAUGUGAGCGAGCGGGCUGCUGCGAAAGCGACUCUCACGAUCGCAGCUCCAUUUUUCGACGACACAAAGCUCUCUGAGCUACAAGCUCGAUUAGACGGCCAACAGAGUCGUGGUUUGAGGAUUCCACCGGGUGCUCCUACCAUGUUCCAUGCCGUAUCUAAGGCCAUCAUGAAGCUGGAGGACGAGCUUGAUGGUCACAGCGACAACGAUGGCGAUGGCGGACAAGUCGUCAAUCUUGUGCAGCUCGAUUAG